Molecule: messenger RNA, 1591 nt
Organism: Aplosporella prunicola CBS 121167
Lineage: Eukaryota; Fungi; Ascomycota; Dothideomycetes; Botryosphaeriales; Aplosporellaceae
Exons: 2
Coding region: 95-1414 (439 amino acids)
Source: RefSeq, a predicted model, not a curated record
AACGGCCGCGAGAACCAAAACGUCGACGACGCUCGCGGGCCUCAACCACAACCACGACCCAACACGACCACGACCACCGCCGCCACAACGCACCAUGCCCGCCUCCAAGCAGGCCGCCACCCAAUUGCGGGCCUGCCUCCGAAGCAGCGCGCCGGCGCGGCCAGGACGGCUGUCGGGGCUGACGCAGCUCCGCAGCAUCAGCAACACGGCCAGACAAGCCGACGAAGCGCAGGUGCAGAAGCCAGCGGCGGCAACGGAGGCCGCAGCAGCACCAGCACCAGCUGCGGGACGGACAGCGGCACCCCUGGACCCGAACACGGUGUCGACGCGGCGCGAGGAGCGCAAGCUGCUGCGGACGGGCGUGCAGCCGAUCGGCAGCCGCAGACGGCGCGCCGUCAUGGCCGCAGGGGCCGGCAACAUCCCCUUCGAGCAGCUGCCGUUCCAGUGCUUCCAGGAGGCGCGCAGCGUGCUGGCCGCGGACCGGGCCGAGAAGAUCAAGGCCAUUGAGACGCAGCGCGCGCGCAUAGAGCGUGUGCAGGCGCAGGACGCGGCCGUCAGUGGUGGCGACGCCGAGAAGAAGCUCCGUCUCGUUAGCAUGCGAAAUCACCUUGAGGAGCUGAAGAUCCUGGCCGAUAUCAAUGACCCGCUGGUCAAGAUGCGCUUCGAGGACGGCAAGGGCGACCUCAACAAGCCCAUCUACCGCUACCUCGCCGACAGGAAAUGGCGCCAAUACAAGCGCAAGGUGCUCGAGCAGCGCGUGUCGCAAUUCUACCUAGUGCCCGACGUGCUGCCCACGCUGGACCCGGUAGCAGACGUAUCGCUGUCCUUCAAGCAGCGAGGCGUACCACCCGGCGACUUCGUGGACUCGCGCGUGAGCGAGGUCCCCGGGACGCUGCGCGUGCAAGUCUUCGACCGCGGGACGCGGCUCGUGACGAUCGUGGUCGUGGACUCUGACGUGCCGAACGUAGCCAAAAACGGCUUCGACUACCGCGCGCACUUUGUCGCGGCCAACGUGCCCAUCAGCCCGGUGGCGCCGCGCGUGGACCUCGGCGCCCUCAGCACCGACUCGCAGGUCGCGCUGGGGUGGCUGCCGCCGUUCGCGCAGAAGGGCUCGCCCUACCACCGCCUCAGCGUGUGGGUGCUGCAGCAGCCCGAGGGCAAGGAGCUCGACGUCGCGGCGCUGCGCGAGGGCGCCGGCCCCGCCGCCCUGAAGCGCGACGGCUUCGUGCUGCGCAGCUUUGUCGACGCGUUUGACUUGGACCCCGUCGGCGUCACGCUGUUCCGCUCUAUCUGGGACGAGGGCACCGAUGGCGUCAUGAAGCGCGCCGGCGUGCCGGGCGCUGACGUCGAGUUCCGCCGCGAGAAGCCGCUGAAGCUGCCGUACAAGAAGAAGGAUGGUGCGCGGUACAGGUAGUGGCGCGGAUGAGGAGGGGUGUGUUUGGGUGCGUGGGGGCGCGAUGGAUGGCUUGAGCCGUGGGGGUGCCCCGUUGCCUGCCUAGCUGUAUGUGUACCAUAUGUAGGAGCUACCUAAAACGGCGCGUCGUUUUGCGCGCCUUGUUAUUAUGCAAUGAAUAUAGAUCUUUUGUACGAG